This is a messenger RNA of Trichomycterus rosablanca, 1627 nucleotides long. It is a transcript of the gene cd151, whose product is annotated as CD151 molecule. Gene Ontology annotation, cellular component: plasma membrane. The coding region runs from base 171 to 950 and encodes 259 amino acids. Lineage: Eukaryota; Metazoa; Chordata; Actinopteri; Siluriformes; Trichomycteridae. The record is from RefSeq and is a predicted model, not a curated record. The transcript has 9 exons. Gene Ontology annotation, biological process: cell migration.
UUCCUCUUGCGUCCACAGUUAAUCCUGUUGGAUGUGGUUUGUCCUUCUUGGUGGUAUGCUGACAUUACCCUGGAUACCGUGGCUCUUGAUACAUCACAAAGACUUGCUGUCUUGGUCACAGAUGCGCCAGCAAGACGUGCACCAACAAUUUGUCCUCUUUUGAACUCUGGAUGGUAGCGGACGGGGAAAAGACACACACCUGUGGAACAAUAUGUCUCAAAUACCUGCUUUUUAUUUUCAACCUGAUUUUUUGGUUGUCUGGUGGUGCUGUCUUGGCGGUGGGGAUCUGGACUUUGGUGGAUAAGAGUGACUACAUUAGUCUACUGUCCUCCAGUACAUAUUCUUACGCUGCAUACAUUCUCAUAGCAGCUGGAGCUGUCGUCAUGCUCACUGGAAUCCUGGGCUGCUGUGCCACCAUUAAAGAGAGCAAAACACUUCUGAUUGUGUUCUUUGUCCUGCUGCUACUAGUAUUUCUGCUGGAGAUCACUGCUGGAAUUUUGGCCUAUUGGUAUUAUCAAGAGUGUUUUCCUUUCUGCCUUGAGCUGAACGAGGAGCUAAAAACAGACCUAAAACAGACCAUGGUGGAGAAAUAUCAGCAGCCUGACGAGGACCACAUCACCAGAGCUGUAGACAAACUCCAGCAGGAUCUGAAAUGUUGUGGCAGUAACAGCUCAGCAGACUGGCAGGAGGGAGCCUGGAUUCACAAGUUUGCAGAAGGGCGGCUGGUGCCUGACAGCUGCUGUAAGACCCCCACUUAUCGCUGUGGAGUGAGAGACCACCCAUCCAACAUCUACAAAGUAGAGGGUGGCUGCAUUUUAAAAUUAGAGAAGUUUAUCCUUCAGCACUUGCUGAUAUUGGGUGCCGUGGCUAUUGGAAUUGCGUUUGUUCAGGUUUUGGGAAUGAUCUUCACCUGCUGUCUAUAUCGAAGCUUAAAGGAAGAACCCUAUUAAAACUCUAAACGCCAAAACCUACAGCCACAAUUUACAGUUCUGUCAAUCCCACAAUUUUUGUAAUUUUUGUUUUAACUAAUAUGCAAAAUGUGUAAAUAGUUUGUGUGAUGUGUGCUAAAAGCAGCAGGCCAUACUACAUGUUUUAUGGCUGCUGGGCAGUCAUUAAAAAAUAAAAGAAUAAGAAUGGCUGAUGCUUUAUCAUAGGCUGCAAACACCUCAUGGCAGUGAUAAGACAAUUUAUGUCCUGUGAGUGUUUGCAUGUAUCUCUGCUUUAGCUCUCAAAAUCCUGUCUCUUAGUCUAAGUUAGUAUUUUUAAAAACACACGUAUUUAAAUAAAUGUGUAAUGCCAAGAAUGUAUCUGUCAAUUUAGAUUUAUUUGUACACCUAGUAUCUAUUCAUUUAUUUAAAUAAACAUCUACCUAUCUUCAGUAGUCAUUUCAACAUGUCCAGUGCCACCAAGGAACACCCUAAACAAUCUACAAUCUACAUGCUGGCAUCUUUUUGGAAAGAGGAAGGAAACUGGAGUAUCAGAACAAAACCCAUGCUAAAAGGAGUAGAACAAGCACAACCUAAACAUCCUGAGCUGCUAAACAAUACACUUCAAUUGUAUCUUGCAUUUGUAAAAUGUUGGUAUAAUGAAAACAUCUGACAAGCAAAUAAAUGUAAAGUGAAAUUGA